This is a messenger RNA of Lottia gigantea (owl limpet), 1071 nucleotides long. RefSeq lists its product as hypothetical. The record is from RefSeq and is a predicted model, not a curated record. The coding region runs from base 1 to 1071 and encodes 356 amino acids. Lineage: Eukaryota; Metazoa; Mollusca; Gastropoda; Lottiidae. Gene Ontology annotation, biological process: DNA replication. Gene Ontology annotation, molecular function: DNA binding; DNA-directed DNA polymerase activity; nucleotide binding. The transcript has a single exon.
AUGUCCAAUAAUCUAACGGCUCCAUCUUUAUCUUUAAAGGGUUGGUAUUAUUUAUAUCAUUACGAUAAAGAAAUGGUGGAAGAAGAAUGGUAUGAAACUACUAGAAUGGUUGCGAAACAUACCGAAAAAGAAAACGUAGAAAAAGUUUAUUCGCACACUAAUCCUUUUAUAAAAAAUUUUAUCAGACGAUCUAUUAAAGGAGGAAGAGUUUCGGCAAAUAGAAAAUCAUUUGAAACGAACAAAAUGGAUGAAAUUUGUAACGUAUUAAAGGAAUAUAUUUCACAAACAGAAAGUAAUAACAUAAUUGAUUUAUUCAAAGAAUACAGCGCAAGCACAAAAGACAAAACGGAGGUUCAUUCGAGACUUAAAAAAAUAGAAUGUACUAAACUAAUGGCAUUUGAUGCUAACGGUUUAUACGCUUCCGCCAUGUCGGAUUUAGACAGUGAAUAUCCGAGAGCGGAAAGUGGAAGAGCGUUUCUACCAGAAGAAGAAAAAGAAUUUGUAAAACUCUUCAAUAAACAAAAAUUCAGACCUAGAACAGCUAUUUUAACAGUGUGGUUUGACUAUCCCAAAAACAUGUUCUUCCAACCGAUACCAGCUAAAGAUAAAAUCACUCUCACGAAUAAAGAAGGUAAAAAGGAAACGGGUAAUAAAAUCAGGUUCAGAAAUGGUUUCUGUCACGACGUUUUAACAUCGGUCGAUAUUCAAGAAAUAGUGAAAGCCGGUGGACGAAUUAUUAGAAUAUUAGAUGGUAUAGUUUACGAAGAAAAUUUUAAAACUCCACCCUAUAGAGAUUAUAUUUUAAUUUUGAGAGAUUUAAGAAAUAAAUAUAAACGAGAAGGUAAUAUCGUGGGUAGUAACUGCAUGAAAUUAUUAGGUAAUUCCUUGUAUGGUAAAUCAAUUCAGAAAGACAUAUUCACAACUAGACAUUUAUGGAAUGAAGCAACUUUACAGGCCAACUUGAUUCACGCGUUAAAACCUAUGAGAAAAUUAAUGAUACUCAAUAUAUUGUUGAAACAGAAAUUGAAGAAAAAGAGAUUACUACCGAAGACAGUAAAUCUACACGACUAA